Penicillium canescens is the source of this 438-nucleotide messenger RNA. RefSeq lists its product as uncharacterized. The record is from RefSeq and is a predicted model, not a curated record. The transcript is spliced from 3 exons. Lineage: Eukaryota; Fungi; Ascomycota; Eurotiomycetes; Eurotiales; Aspergillaceae. Bases 1 to 438 code for a protein of 145 amino acids.
AUGGUCAAAGAAGACAAGGUCUUCGGCCACAACGAUGCUAUAUACGAUACCGUGCCAAAAGAAGACCAGCUAUUUAGCAUCGAGUUCCUUGAAAUUGCCCCGACGCCUAUUCUCGCCGACCGCGUCUUUUUUGUCUACCUACGUGGCGAUCUAUAUGAAUCCAAAACGAAGGGACUAGGACUCUCUGAUAAGGGCCUUAUUGAUGCAACCCUCCCUGUGAACAGCUCUGCUGUCUACCGAGAUGGUAGCUACCUAGAACCAAAGUCCCUUACAAUGCCGUUAAAAACUGUUCUCAUUAAUGAUGCAGCCCAUUUCAUCAUUCGCGAUUCCACGGGCGCUCAGGUUGACUACCUACCUAGUAGCGGCCGCGGUGAUAUAUUGCUAGAUUUCCAGAUUCCUUCAAUGUUUUUGAAGAGCGACGGGGGCUUUGAGAAGUAG